GAUCUAUUAUUCCCUAACCUUUAAAAUUCCUAAAACUGAAAAAAAGUUUAUGUUAUUAUUAUUUUGUGUUUAGAAGACAAUGGUAUUGAUUUCGGAAUUUAGUAUGUGUUUUUGUUUUCGGUGUUCAGACGAGGAGCGCUUUAUAAACUCUAAAAGUGAUUCUUAACAAUUUUAAAGGUUAGGUAACAAUAGAUCAGAUUUUCAAAGGUUUCUUUGGUGUCAUUUUUAGUAUUUUACCCCACAGUUUCCCUCCACUUCAAAGCCUUGCCCACUUUAAGCAACUAAUAUUGUUGGUAAUUUUUUCUAUUAAAAUACUCGAAAACUAUAAGUUUUUGACGGAACUACCAUAGAAGAAAAUUGUCUUAGAAUAGUCUUAACUAUGUGAAAAACGUGUUUUAUAUAAGAAAUUGAGCCCACAUACAAAUUUAAUGGAAGUUCAGGAAGAGGAUCAGUGUAGGUCAAGGGUGAACAUAAUGAUCAUUGGUCAACAAUAUGGAUUUUAAUGAAGCUUAUGAUGACACCAACACCUCAGUGGGCCUCACUGCUCGUAUUGGUCACGUUAAGGCACUCAAGAAUCUUCUGCGAGCCGGUCAUCCAAGUAAUGGGCAUGACAACCGUGGGUGGCGUCCUCUGCACGAGGCUGCGGCAGGGGGUCACGUAGAAUGUGUUCGCUUGUUGUUGUUAGCGGAUGAUGCAGAUGUUGAUGCCAUGACACAUGAGAGGACGACUGCUUUACACUUGGCUUGUUUGUCACAACCUUGUCACAGCAAAGUGGUGAAGCUUCUACUUAAUGCAGGAGCUGAUGCUAAUAUGACACAAGGAGACAACUGGUCUCUGCCUCUACCAAAAGCUGUGGUAAACAAGAACUUGGAAACAGUGAGGUACCUGCUAGCUGCGGGAGCUGAUCCUAACCGUGAAGACCAUAAGUUUGGGCUGCCACUCCAUGUUGCUGCUGGAAAGGGUUUACUGGAAAUAACACAACUUCUUCUGGAAAGUGGUGCAGACAUAAACAAGGUUGAUGAGUUUCACCGGACAGCUCUACACGUACUCACUUACCACCAGAAUGUAACGGCUGAUGCCCUCCUAGUUCUUGACUUACUCCUGGAAAAGAACAUUAACGUCAAUGCAAGGAUGCAAGACGGUACCACUGCACUAAUGUUGGCCAUUCAGAGCAACUGGAAGGAUGCUGUCUUCAGGCUGCUUGAACAUGGAGCUGAUGUCAGAAUAAUGAAAACCGUCGGGGUGUUGGCUCUUCAUUUUGCAAUUGAGUUUUGUCCCGUAGACACAGAACUAUCCUCCAGUGGUUGGUGUAGAGACAGUGAUGACAGCACAGCCGUCCUGGAGAAGAUCCUUAGCCUUACACCCAGAGAUCUCAUCAUCCCAGAGACAGCAGAGCUUGUUAAGUACAGCUUUUUCCACUUGGCUGUUGAGUGGGAUAGAUUCAAGUGCUUGAGGACCCUGAUAGAGGCUGGGGUUCCACCAGACAAGUUCUUGCAGGAGAGUAGCGACGCUGCCCUUGAUGAGGCCGACGUUGACCUUUUCCGCCAGGUACCCCUGGUGCUGCAUCUUGGUACAUGUGUUGACACGCCACUGGGCUUCCUCCUCUCUAAGCCUCUCACCAGACAGAGGGUGGACACUGCAAAGUUAAUGAUAGACAAAGGGAGUUGUGUAAAUGCAGUGAACAUGUUGUGUCUGCCACCCCUGGUAGCAGCCGUCAAACAUCAGCGCAUCUCGUAUGGUGAAGGCGCUCUCGGUUCUGAGAUCGUCCAGUAUCUACUUGAUCACGGUGCUGAUGUUAUGUACAAAAAAAGAGAGAGUAAUGUCCUGCCAGUAGCUCUAUAUGUUUCAUCUUUGUUCAAUGUCGUCGCCUUCUUCAGACUUCUACAACAGGGUGCACCAGCACACCAGGUUUUCAACCGAGACACUCUUGAAAAACUCUGUGAAAAAUACUGUUCCAGUUCAUUUUAUGAAGUGUAUCCCAUGUUCCCGUGGCGUGUGAUAGCAGCGCUCCAUACCCUCAACUUAUUUGUUCCACAACUUACUCUGGACACAAGGCUACUGUUUGACCAAGGCAGGAUGGUAGAAGAUGAUAAUCUUACCACAGCUUGGAAUAACCUAGAUUCUAUUAUUAGCACCCCCAAGUCUCUGCAGCAGCUGUGUGUACUGGCAGUCCGACGUGCUGUUGGGGAUAAGAGAGGUUGGCGUCGACUACCAUCAUCUCUUAAUCAUUUAAAAUAUAUGGAUGCUCCACUGCCUCCCAUAAUUAUGGACCUUCUAAACUUUCGACAGAUAGACACAGAGACUCUGUACCAUUCCCCACCCCUGAGUGCCAUGCCUAUCUACCUCUCUCCCAAGUCUCCCAUGGACACUGACUCAAGUGAGGAUGAAGAGCUAAACAACCUGUUAGUGCCCUUACAGGAGGAAAGUGAUGCUGAAGAGAUGGAAACUGCUGAGGAGCAUGAAGAUGAGUAGAGACAUUUAGCACAAACUGCUGUAUUGCCCAUGAAAGGGAUCUCAAUAUUUGAGUCAGUAGGAAAUCUGUCUCUUCUUUUUAUAUAGAUACAGUAAAUCCUCUAUUUGCGUCGUUCCUAAUUUCGUAGUUUCCCAUAAUUAUCACUGUGGGCACGUUAAGGGAAAAAUUAUAAUUUAAAUUCUUGUUUUAUAUUAACUUUGAUCUUUUUAAAUUCAAAUUCACUAGCUGCCAUUGCUACUUUGAGCAGUCAUUACAAAAAAAAAUUAUCAGCCAUUUAUGGUGUGAGUUAAAUUCUAUUUACUUUGUGCAUAUUGUGUUUUCCUGCAUAAAGAAGGUUUGGUUGAACUUGUUUGUUAUUUAAUGAGAAAUAAGAGAUUGUAAGGGGAAAAUAUUUUACUAGUGGUUGCAUCUGUGCCAGCUGUUUUGAUACCUCCUAGUGUCAUUAAUUUGUAUUUUCAUAACAAUUGUUCGCCUUUACUUCUUUUGAUAAAUACGUAACAAUUCAACACACGUCCAAACUCCUGUACACGGCAUUAGUACUGUACAUAUAUAGUACUAUCAUUUAAAUUAAUAAAAAUCUUCAAUAAC
Messenger RNA from Homarus americanus (American lobster), 3061 nucleotides. Its product is annotated as ankyrin repeat and SOCS box protein 3-like. The record is from RefSeq and is a predicted model, not a curated record. Gene Ontology annotation, molecular function: protein binding. NCBI's taxonomy places the organism in Eukaryota, Metazoa, Arthropoda, Malacostraca, Decapoda, Nephropidae. The transcript has 15 exons. Gene Ontology annotation, cellular component: cytoplasm; nucleus. Bases 493 to 2472 code for a protein of 659 amino acids.